Messenger RNA from Rhizoctonia solani, 996 nucleotides. Its product is annotated as Lipase (class 3). The transcript has 8 exons. The coding region runs from base 1 to 996 and encodes 331 amino acids. Gene Ontology annotation, biological process: lipid metabolic process. The record is from RefSeq and is a predicted model, not a curated record. Lineage: Eukaryota; Fungi; Basidiomycota; Agaricomycetes; Cantharellales; Ceratobasidiaceae.
AUGUAUCUCAAACUCUUAUUUACUAUCUUUAUAUCUCUUUCGACACAAGCACUCGCAGCACCAGCUACAGCGGAGCCCAUUUUAACCGUCCCAGAGAAUGUUACUAUCCCGCCCGUACCGCUUGACGUAGACACUGCGUCCCUCAAAGCGCAGAGCACCAGCCCGAUUAGCGCGGCUGAGGCUAGUAGCUAUAUCCCGUACGAGUACUUCUCCGCCGCAGCGUACUGUCCUCCCGAUGCGCAAGCCAAAUGGAGUUGUAGGUUCUGUCAAGCGCAGCCAGUAAAAGAUUUUAUUGUGUAUGCGAGUGGAGGAGACGGUAAUCUGGUUCAGUAUUGGUAUGUUGGCUGGUGGCCAUCUGGGAACUCGGUCGUUGUGGGACAUCAAGGCACGCAAUUCAACCAAAUCAUUGCCGUCCUUACGGAUUUGGCACUCCUUCCAGUCCCAGUGAAUUCCAAACUAUUCCCAGGUACCCCAUCUUCAGCUCGGGUUCAUUUUGGGUUCCAAGAAGCACACGAGCGUACCGCGGCUGUUGUCCUUAGUACUGUUAAAAAGGUUAUCGCAGAACGCGGGGCAACGAAAGUUGUUACUGUUGGCCACUCCCUUGGCGGGGCGCUGGCCUUAUUGGAUGGACUGUAUUUGAGAUUGAACCUCCCAUCAAACAUUGAAAUCAUCACCAGGACAAUUGGGCAGCCAAGGGUUGGAAAUGAUGCAUUCGCGAAGUUUGUGGAUCAAAAGGUUCCAAAUCUCGUGAGAAUCACCAACAAAGGCGACCUAGUUCCCGGUUUACCACCUCUGAUCUUGGGGUUCAAGCAUAACAUCGGAGAAAAGCAUAUUAACAGGAAAGGCGAAUGGAACGCCUGCUCAGGUCAAGAUAACUUGGAUGUGAAUUGUUCCACUGGUCAGCUGUUGAAACAGGGGAUUGUGCUAACCGACCACCUUGGCCCUUAUGCCGGGGGCUUUUAUGUGCCUGAUCUAAAGGAUUGCUAUUUCGUCUAG